CAGUUUACUUUUGUACGUGCGAUCGCCUAGAACUUAACGCUCGGUAGUGUGAAACAAUACAUUUAACGAAGUCUACUGUCACAUCGCAUGCUCGUAUGUACUCGUGUUGUAUUACGUAAUUCGAAUUCGGAAUGACGCCUUCGUUGCUAUAUUGGCUGCUACUGCUCGGCUUGACCGCAAAUCACUUCAACGCUGUCACUGCGGCGCGCAUACUUGGCUUCUUUCCAUCACCCUCCAAAUCGCAUCUGAUCGUGCAUGCUGCCAUUGCCGACGCAUUGGCUAAUGCAGGCCAUGACGUCACUGUAAUUGCCAGCACGAAAAAUGCAUAUCCAAAUGCAAAGUACAAGUAUAUACAAAUUAAUGGCACAGGAUUCGGCAGCGCCGUGCUAACGGGCAUGAUAAAUGAUUCGAAGCCUUUCUAUAGAAAAUUUGAUGGUAUAGUGAGGGCGAUAUCCAAAUCAGCAAACGAAUCUAUCACAAAUCCACGUGUUCAGCGUUUUCUCGAAGAACAUAGAGCUGGUGCUUUUGAUUUGCUCAUACUUGGUUAUUUUAUGAAUGAGUUUCAUCUGGGCUUAGCUAUGCAUUUCCAAUGUCCUAUUAUCGUGUCCUUUUCGGCACAACCCAUGGUUGCGAUCCACCAGCUAUUAGGCAAUCCCAGCGAGGCGGCUUACGUGCCGACCUUGUUGAGUAAUCUGGUACAACCGAUGGAUUUUUUUGCGCGUAUGAAGAACUAUGUGGUUACGCUGUUUGAAGAGUUUGGCGUUGUACGGUUGAUGAGGCAACAACAGCAAGAGCUUUACGACUACAACUUCCCGCCAGAUCGUUACCCACCACUCGAUGAGGUGCGCAAAAAUGUCUCGCUGGUCUUCGUCAAUCACCACUUCAGCCAGGGUCCAAUUCGUCCCAACGUUCCCAAUCUAAUCGAAAUCGGUGGCAUACAAAUCAAAGAGAAACCCGAUCCUCUGCCCGCGGAUAUUGGUAAGGUGCUCGACGAAGCCAAAGAGGGUGUCAUCUAUUUCAGUUUGGGCACCAACAUUCAAAGUACACAUCUAACCGAAGAGAAGGCGAAGAUAAUGUUCAAUGUUAUCUCGAAGCUGCCUUACAAAGUGCUAUGGAAAUGGGGCGACUCAGACCGACCUGGUCAAUCGAACAACAUCAUCUACAAGGAUUGGCUGCCACAGGACGACAUACUCGCGCAUCCUAAUAUCAAGCUGUUCAUCACACAUGGCGGUAUGGGCAGCGUGGUGGAGGCACAAUAUCAUGGCGUGCCCAUGGUGGGCAUACCGCUCUUUGGCGAUCAGCCAUCAAAUAUGGCAAAUGUUGAACGUUCGGGCUACGGCCUCUCCGUGGACUACAUAACGUUGUCGGAGGAGAGUCUUAACAAAGCCAUACAGGAAGUGCUGCACAAUCCCAAGUAUACAAAGACGGUGCGUGACUUCUCGCGCUUGUAUCGCGACCGUCCAAUGUCACCGCGUGAGACAGUCGUCUACUGGGUGGAGUAUGUACUGCGGCAUAACGGCGCCAAGCACAUGCAAUCGCCGGCGGUCCACAUGAAUCGCUGGCAACUAAUGUCACUCGAUGUAAUCGGCUUUUUAUUGGCAAUCGUUGGCUGCGUUGUGGCUGUGUUCGUGAAGAUUUGCAUGCUGCUGUGUUGUAGGAGAAAGACAAAAACAGCCAAGGUGACCAAAGUUAAGGUGAAGAAAGCGAAAAAGAACGAGUAAAUGGGAGAAAUAUUUUUAAUAUAGUUUAGUAUUAUAAAUAAUUGAGUUGUAAAGUAUGAUCGAUUUUUUUAACUAAAUAAAUAUUUUUAUUUGUUUUA
Molecule: messenger RNA, 1819 nt
Organism: Anastrepha ludens (Mexican fruit fly)
Lineage: Eukaryota; Metazoa; Arthropoda; Insecta; Diptera; Tephritidae
Product: UDP-glycosyltransferase UGT5-like
Exons: 2
Coding region: 132-1721 (529 amino acids)
Molecular function (GO): UDP-glycosyltransferase activity
Source: RefSeq, a predicted model, not a curated record